AUGGACGACAUCUCGGUUAUUCGGAUCGAUGCCGGCGGAGACGAUGGUGCCGAAAUAAUCUUUGAAUUCAACAGCAAACGCAUUGCGGUGUCCAUUUCGCAAGCUACGUCUAUUGACUUUGACAAACAAUACGAAGAUAUUGUCGACAUGGUUUUAGAUGUCAUCCUUCCCGCUGGAAAAUCGCUGUUUGCCCAAGUAGCGCAGACUCCAGCACCGUCCAGCAAAAUCCUCCACUCGCUUCUUAACCCCACAACACACGAUUUCCUUCUCAAGUCUGUUGAAGGCAAGCCCACCAUUAUCCAAAUCAGUCCUGAUGAGGCCUACAUUGAUCCUGAGCCCCAAAUCGACCAUGGAGCGGAUGUUGACUUCGACUUGCAGACACACGACGACCUUCCACAGUACUCAUCUGGGGAGAUCCAAGUUAUGGAGAUCUUUGUGGGAAACGGGUCUGUCAGUCGAGUUCUGAUCAAUGGCAAAGAAAUGCUUUGCAAGGCGCAGGAUACUGGAUCGCUUGCCCCGGAUCUGAGGCGGGAGCUGGCUAGGCUGCAAAAGAUAAAGCAGCCUUAUGUCUCUACUCCGAUCCAGAGCCCACAGCUGCUCAGUUAUGUCAAGCAUGCUGACAAUGGUCAUAUUAUUGGGUUAUUGCGCGAGACAAGGAGGGAGAAGUGGAUGGCUCAGAUCCGAAAGACGGUCAGUCAGCUACAUGAGAUUGGAGUGGUCUGGGGAGAUGGGAAGACGAGCAAUGUUAUCAUUGACAAUGACGAUGAUGCCUGGCCAAUCGAUUUCGGAGGUGGCUGGACGGAUGGGUGGGUAGACAAGGAGUUGGCCGAGACUGUAGAAGGGGACGAACAGGCUGUCAGAGCUAUCAUGAAGUUCUUAGGCUUGGGUGAAGACCUUAUUGUCUGA
This is a messenger RNA of Phialemonium atrogriseum, 906 nucleotides long. RefSeq names its product kinase domain-containing protein. The transcript has 3 exons. Bases 1 to 906 code for a protein of 301 amino acids. The record is from RefSeq and is a predicted model, not a curated record. NCBI's taxonomy places the organism in Eukaryota, Fungi, Ascomycota, Sordariomycetes, Cephalothecales, Cephalothecaceae.